Messenger RNA from Peronospora belbahrii, 1800 nucleotides. Lineage: Eukaryota; Oomycota; Peronosporomycetes; Peronosporales; Peronosporaceae. The record is from the annotation of a GenBank genome assembly.
AUGAAGAAGUCACCGGUAGCAGCUAUGAGUAACAUUCGUGAGGCAGUACGACGUAAGAGUGUCGGUCUGAACUUUACGACAAAUUUUAGUAUCUUUAGUCGUAGUACGGGUUUUGUGGGUGAAGAUGAUCGCUCAGAGCAUGGCACGGGGGAAGAAGGAGACGAUGAUAAUGAUGAUAUGGAGAGCAGUAACUAUGACCGAUCAAGACAGGAUUCAACACCUGGUGAAGAUGAUGCAGACAGCAGUACGUCACCAGCUGUGAGUUCUCAUAGUUCAUAUGUGGAACCACCAGAGCCUCCUUUACCUCCUCCUGGUGGUUUGCUGGAAGCAGCGACGAAGAACGUUCAAGGCAAGAUGCAAACACUUAUGGAAACGCUUCACGAAAUUACGACGUCUCAUGACGACGAAACAAUCCAGUGUAGUGUUUUUUUAUCCAAGACAGCGUUGUUUUCAGAUCGACUUGUAAUAUUUGUUGGAGACAGUGAUGGAUCUCCGGCGGGAAUAUGGAGUGCGCGGCUUUGUGUGCGCUCUGGAUCGGAAGGUGGUGGUAUCUUUAAGGGAAGUUUGGGAUCGAUGCUGCCGUAUUUAAUCAAGGCAAAGGAAGACAAGUUUGGUAUUGUACUGUUUGACGACGUCUUUAAGGAUUUGAUGCAAACUGGAGAAAUUGAUAUGAGAAGUGCAGUCCAGCGAUUUAUGACGGGCUGGCGCAACCAUGUGCUGACCUCUCGAGCUACACACGUAUUCGUUGUGGCAUACCGAGAUGGUGGCACUCUGUUUGUGGAAGCACUGCGAUCGCACAUGAAAGAGAUGCAGCGUCACAUCAGUGGUGUCGCUUUUUUGCAGUCUACGCAUCAUAUCUCGUCAGACGAUUCGUACACGUUGCGGAAAAUGAUAGCUCAGUGGUGUAUCGCGUAUUUGUCGUCUGAUGAAGGUGUUAAGACAUUAAAGCGCAUGAAGUCGAGAGAGACUCCGUUGGGUUGUGUGGUUUUGUCGGCUGGUUCCGUGGAAUCGGACGUGGCUUUGCUGCAGCUGGUUGUUUCAUCAGUGUACGCAAGCUUUAAGGCAAGGUGGUCAGGUUUCCGUGUGAAAAACGUAAAUAGUGGCAUGGAAAAGUCAUGUUACGCAUGCAAAGGUACGUUUAACAUGCGUCGUUGGCGCCGGCACUGCCGCACAUGUCAAAAUCCAUGCUGCGAAAAGUGUUCAUCCACAGAGAACACGCGCCACGAGGGUCAGGUGCGUCUUUGUUUGACGUGCAGAUCGCUGCCGUCGCUUAUCCAUUGGUCUCGACCGCGUGCUGUUCGCACGGGUGAAAAGGAGAGUGUAUUUAGUGGCCAUUUGAAUCGCGCGAUUGCCAAAAUGCGCGAGGCACGUGAAGAGCUCAUGCCAGACUCCCCGGUGUCCCUGCCUUCGUCCCCAUCUGAGCAGAAGCACUUUGACCGCUUCUCGUACCAGGGACUUGGCGACUGGAAACCAGAGAUGGCAGACAUGGAAUUUGACGAUGAGACAGGGGACUUCAAGCAAGGCACAAUUCAUGAAGAUGAAGAGUUUGUGGAGGAGGAAGAGUACACGAAAAAGUCAAGCGAUGGUGAUGGCGUACCACUGUCUCCUGGCUCAAAGGCAAAUACAAUGACAUCUUCAAAGACGUCUCCUUCCAAGGCCAAUGGCUUGGACACUCCACCAGCGUCCAGUUCAGCCGCGUCCGUGUCGCCAAGGAGUCCACAGAGUGUUGGUAGUCCUGGUAGUCCAGCGGCUUCGAUACCUUCAACGUCAUUGACGGAGCCGCAGUCUCAGACCAUCUGA